Molecule: messenger RNA, 651 nt
Organism: Cyphellophora europaea CBS 101466
Lineage: Eukaryota; Fungi; Ascomycota; Eurotiomycetes; Chaetothyriales; Cyphellophoraceae
Exons: 1
Coding region: 1-651 (216 amino acids)
Biological process (GO): ceramide transport; intermembrane lipid transfer
Cellular component (GO): cytosol; membrane; cytoplasm
Molecular function (GO): ceramide 1-phosphate binding; ceramide 1-phosphate transfer activity
Source: RefSeq, a predicted model, not a curated record
AUGGCCGCAAUUAUUGCUCCGGACAAGACGUGGUUCGGUACGCUCCAGAAGCAUUUCUCAGACGUCCCUGUCGACGCCGACCAGGGAAUCCCCACCGAAGAUUUUCUCGCCGCAGCUGCGUCGACUACCACCCUCUUCGACCUUCUCGGCUCUGUAGCAUUUACACCGGUCAAGAAUGAUAUGAACGGCAACGUCAAGAAGAUUCGUGACAGAUACAAUGCCAGCCCUUCAAACUCUGGCACGCUACAAUCUUUGUGCAAGAACGAGUUGGCUUCGAAGUCGCACACUGCUACGGAGGGUCUACUCUGGCUUAUCCGAGGCCUCGACUUUACCGCACAAGCCUUGCGUCAUGAUCUCACUUCUAAUGCGGGUCUGUUAGGCACCGAGCCAAAGCCCAAGGCCGAAUUAGCAGACUCGUUCAGAAGUGCAUACAAAGGCACCCUCGCUCCUCAUCACGGCUUCAUGGUCAAGCCCAUCUUCAGCGCAGCCAUGUCCGCAACCCCUUACCGGAAGGACUUCUACAGCAAGCUUGCAGGUUCUCAAGUCAGCAGCGAAAAAUUGACAUCGGAAGUUGAGAGAUGGGUUUCGGCGCUAGAAGAGCGGAUCGCCAUUCUGAAGACGUUCUUGGCCAGCAAGGAAGCAAAAUGGUGA